AUGGCUUUCGGCGCCGGGCUCUUCGUUGGGCUUUUCAUGGGCAUUGGGCUUGGUCGGACGGUGCUUGCCAAGCUGAAGAAAGGCACCACACGGCAUGUAGUGCUGUUCGGAUUCAAGCCUAGUGUCUCGGAGGAAAGGAAGUGGGCUAUAGCGGCACAGUUUGAGGGCCUUGCAGAAACCAUUCCCCAGGUCCAAUCGUUUGAGUGGGGCACUGACGUCAGCAUUGAGAACAAAGCUGAGGGCUUCACUCAUGCCUUCCUGUUGACGUUCCACUCCCAAAAGGAUCGGACGGCAACCUGUGCCUCAGAGAUUGUCCUCUUCAAGUUCAAGGACUCAGUGUCACUGGAGAAGAAGAAGGAGCUCAUCUCCAAGUACGAGGCCUUGUCAGAUAAGCCGGACCUAAAGAUGAAGGCAUUUGAGUGGGGCAAGGACGUGAGCAUAGAGGGUAAGGCCGACAAGUACUCGCACGCGUUCAUGGCCACGUUUGCAAGCGAAGCGGACCGCACCGUGUAUGUAGAACACCCAGUCCAUCAAGAGUACGCUCGUGAGUUGGUUCAGUCUCUAGACAAGCUGCUUAUAAUCGACUACCUGCCGAGGACUGUCAAAGCAGAUCCUCGGCCUUUUGCGUAGGGCUGCCAAAGCCUUGAAAGUGGCUGCCACAUUAGUCAAGGCGGGCUUAGGAAAAUAGGGUUGCGAUUAGGGACGGAGCUUGUCAAGGUCGACCCAGGUUUGGAAUAAGUGCAGGUAGAAUUAAGCUCCAUCAGAAGACCUUCUAUUUUGGCGCGGGACAUACUACCUGAUUGUACAAGCAAGUCGAUCGGUUUUUAGCUAGGUAUGGCUGUGUUUGAAUCGAGUGUCUGGCCUUACCAGCUUACACUGGUGGGAGCCCACACCAACAGUACCUUCAACUUGGCAAAUGGAUAAGAGGGCUCAUAAGCCGCCAGAUCGUGAAGGCCAUUGACUAGAGUCCGUCUUACCGGCCGGCCUACAAUGAAGUCGUUGUGCAAUGCAUGAAUCUGGACAAUUCGCUGACACAAGUACCCGUUA
This is a messenger RNA of Klebsormidium nitens, 1047 nucleotides long. The record is from the annotation of a GenBank genome assembly. Lineage: Eukaryota; Viridiplantae; Streptophyta; Klebsormidiophyceae; Klebsormidiales; Klebsormidiaceae.